ACCCUAACCCAAACACAACACACAAUAUUUCAUACAUAGUAUUUAGAAUAAGGAGAUCAUCAAGAUAAUACCAAGAGUCUGAGAAUUUGCUGAAAUUACCACACAAUGGUGAGCCCUAAUCAAGUCAGAAACGCCCUUGGAAUUAUAGGAAAUGUCAUAUCUUUUGGUCUCUUCCUUUCACCUUCGCCAACUUUCUACCGAAUUAUCAAGAACAAAUCUGUCGAAGAGUUUAAGCCAUGGCCAUAUGUUGUUACCGUACUAAAUUGUUUAUUUUGGAUGUUGUACGGUCUUCCCGUCACACAUCCAAAUAACAUCCUUGUGACUACAAUUAACGGCAUUGGUUUGGGCAUAGAGCUCAUCUACGUCGCCAUCUUCCUCUUUUAUUCAUCUGGCACAAAAAGGCAAAAGGUCUUGGGGACUUUGAUCGUAGAAGUCAUCAUCUUUGCGGUAGUAUUGGUUUUAACCUUGAAGGUGUUCCACACCACAGACGCUAGGACUAUAUUUGUUGGAGUAUUUUGUGUCAUCUUCAACUGUUUCAUGUACUUUUCACCAUUGUUGGCCAUGACACAAGUGGUGAAAUCGAAGAGUGUGGAAUACAUGCCCUUCCUUCUAACACUCACUGGAUUCCUUAAUGGUCUUUGCUGGACUUCAUAUGCAUUGAUCCAUAUUGAUUGGUGGAUGGUGGUUCCAAAUGGUUUGGGCACAUUGUCUGGAAUAAUGCAGCUCGUCUUGUACGGAAUUUACUACAAGCGAAAAUCGAACACAUCCAAUGAAGUUGAACUCCCAACAAAGAUGGCUACUGAAGUUUAAGUUGAAUGAUCUCAUUAUCUCAAUAGUCUUUUUAGUUUUAUUGCUUUAGAUAAACCAUAGUAGUUGAUAGUUAGAGAAGAGUUUUGCAGAAGAUGUUUAGUUUAUAUUUUGUUUCAUACUUUAGAAAGUUUUCAAUACAAUUUUGAUUUUUUCGGAUUA
This is a messenger RNA of Spinacia oleracea (spinach), 969 nucleotides long. Its product is annotated as bidirectional sugar transporter SWEET7b-like. The record is from RefSeq and is a predicted model, not a curated record. NCBI's taxonomy places the organism in Eukaryota, Viridiplantae, Streptophyta, Magnoliopsida, Caryophyllales, Amaranthaceae. Gene Ontology annotation, molecular function: sugar transmembrane transporter activity. The transcript is spliced from 7 exons. Gene Ontology annotation, cellular component: membrane. Bases 106 to 810 code for a protein of 234 amino acids. Gene Ontology annotation, biological process: carbohydrate transport.